Rhododendron vialii is the source of this 3695-nucleotide messenger RNA. Its product is annotated as hydroxymethylglutaryl-CoA synthase-like. NCBI's taxonomy places the organism in Eukaryota, Viridiplantae, Streptophyta, Magnoliopsida, Ericales, Ericaceae. Bases 1 to 651 code for a protein of 216 amino acids. The record is from RefSeq and is a predicted model, not a curated record. Gene Ontology annotation, molecular function: hydroxymethylglutaryl-CoA synthase activity. The transcript is spliced from 7 exons. Gene Ontology annotation, biological process: acetyl-CoA metabolic process.
AUGAUCGAUGAGAUCUACUCCAACGGCGUCACGAAUCCCAGCGUCGCAGGCCGAUCAUCAGAUAGGUUGCAGAAAUCGAAGAUUGAACUGAAGAAGAAGAAGAAGCCACCAGCUCAACCUACUGGUGGUGCAGAAGCUAUUGCGAUACUUAUUGGGCCUGAUGCACCUAUAGCAAUUGAAAGCAAAUUGAGGGGAAGCCAUAUGUCUCAUGCUUAUGAUUUUUACAAGCCCAACCUUGCAAGUGAAUACCCGGUUGUUGACGGAAAGCUCUCACAGACUUGCUAUCUCAUGGCACUUGAUUCUUGCUACAAAAGUUUCUGCAAAAAGUACGAGAAAUUGGAGGGCAAACAAUUUUCAGCUGAUGCUGACUAUUUUGUGUUUCAUUCUCCAUAUAACAAGCUUGUUCAGAAGAGCUUUGCACGGUUGGUGUUCAGUGAUUACUUGAGGAAUGCAAGGAGAGCUGAAGAGGCAGAAAACAUUCCAAUCUCUUUGGAUGCGAAGAAUGUAAACGGCAAAGAAGGUGACAUUUUGUCGCAAAUUAGAACCUGUCCUCCAUCACCUCAAUGUUUUUCAGUUGGUCGUGCCCCUAGCAAAGCCACCCCUCUCAAAGCUUCCAGAUUCAGGCCUCCGAAAGACUGUAAUACGACGUAGUUUCUAAGCACAAAGAAGUAGAUAGUAGAUUGUAGAUGAAGAAUAUGCCUUUAAGGAAAUAAGUCGGGGGCAUGAGGUAAUCAUCAAAAAUCUCGGAGCCCAUGGAGACGUUCGCGUCCCAUGGCAUCAUUCCACAUUAUUAUGAGUUCUUUAUAACCAAGGAGAGUUAAGGUUUAGAGUCUAGUCAGCAUUGAGAAAACCAACUGGGUAGGUAUGUUAGACCUUUGAUAUUUUCAACUGUCAUGGAAGUCAGCGAACUCAAAUGAGUAUAACUUGCACUUUCAUCACCCACUUCAAAAUUGCGAAAUGUGUUCGGAAUCAAAACCUUGUUGAGAGACAAUGAGAUGAGUGAAUCAAAGUCAAACGUAUUCCUCACUUCAUUUACCUCUUAAAGGCCCCGAAAACCAUGCGACCUUCACCAGCGGACACUCCUCAAUCUCCAACUUCUUAAGCGGGGAGGAUUACUUGGCAAUUUUUGCAAAAGCUUGGGGUAUUUAUUAAUGAACAGUUCUGACAAGUGAGCAAAUGCUUGAGCUCCAUUGACUACAAAAGGAGACCAUUCUUCCCAAUUAGGCAUGUCAUCAAAGGUCAAAAUCUCCAGAGAUGGAAAAAGAUUUGAUUAACCCAACCCAUAGAACUCAAGUCCGACCUACUCUACUUCAUUCAUCCCUUGAAUGUAGACUUUUGCAAGUGAUGGUAACUAACCCUAAUGGGGGUAAGGAAAUGCUUUUUUCACAAUUCAGGAACUUGAAGGAGACCAUCUUCGAGAACGAAGAGUUUCCAACCCAAGUCGGAAUUCUUCUACCAUGGUAACCACUAAUGGUAAGCUCAUUCAAGUUAUCGUGAGGUUCAAGCAUGUCAAGAAUUUCUAAUUCAACAUUUCCAUUGCGAGAAUGAUCCGAGGAGAUACUCCACUUUAGAAAUAGCACAUCUAAGACUUGUUUAUCUUUCAAGUUGACCCUCCUAGCAUCUAGAGCAUCCGCCACAUCCUCCAAUCCUGAUAUGCAAAUUGUCCCUCUAAGAUGAAUCAAGCUGCCCAACUCAGAUAUUUUAGACCCAUCACCUUUGCCAACAAUAAAGUUUGAUAAUGUUUACAGACUUGUCAUUUACCCAUUUUUUGUGGCAUUUCUUGGAACGAAUUUGCACCAGUAAUAUCGAGAUGACGCAAGUUAAUAAGGUUCCUAGUGUUUGCAGGCAACUUGGUGAGAUUUUUGCAAUCUCUCAAUAGUAGUGUUUGCAAGUUGUAGAGAGUUUCUAUUGAUUUCGGUAAUGUGGCAAUAAAAGCAUAUGAAAAGUCAAGGUACCUCGUGUGUUUCAAAUCCCUACUCGAACUAUGAAGUUCAUGUAUUAAAUACCUUCUCAAACUAAGCACGUGUAAACAUGAGGUUUGAGUGGAGAUUUGAAACACAUGAGGUACCUUGACCUUUCAUAUGCCUUUAUUGGCAAAUUACCGGAAUCAGUUGGAACUCUCUAUAACCUGUAAACACUAUUAUUGAGAGAUUGCAAAAAUCUCACCAAGUUGCCUGCAAACACUAGCGAUCUUAUUAACUUCCUUUGUCUUCUUGUUACUGGUGCAAAUUUGUUACAAGAAAUGCCAGAAAAAAUGGGUAAAAUGACAAGUCUCCAAACAUUAUCAAACUUCAUUGUUGGCAAAGGUGAGAGGUCUAUGAUAUCUGAGUUGGGCAGUUUGAUUCAUCUUAAGAGGGACAAUUUGCAUAUCAGGAUGUGGCAGAUGCUAGGAGGGCCAAUCUGAAGGAUAAACAAGGCUUAGAAGUGCUAUUUCUAAAGUGGAGUAUCUGCUCGGAUCAUUGUCGCAAUAGAAAUGUUGAAUUAGAAAUUCUUGACAUGCUUGAACCUCACGAUAACUUGAAAGAACUUACCAUUAGUGGUUACCAUGGUAGAAGAAUUUCGACUUGGGUUGGAAACUCUUCUUUCUCGAAGAUGGCCUCCUUCAAGUUCCUGAAUUGUGAAAAAUGCAUUUCCUUACCCCCAUUGGGGUAGUUACCAUCACUUGCAAAAGUCUACAUUCAAAAAAUGAAAGAUGUAGAGCAGGUUGGACUUAAGUUCUAUGGGUUGGGCUACUCAAAUCCUUAACCAUCUCUGGAGAUUUUGACCUUUGAUGACAUGCCUGAUUGGGAAGGAUGGUCUCCUUUUGUAGUCGAUGGAGCUCAAACAUUUGCUUACCGAUCAGGAUUGUUCAUUAGUAAAUGCCUCAAGCUUUUGCAGAAAUUGCCAAGUAAUCUUUCCAACUUAAGAAAGUUGAAGAUUGAGGAGUCCCUGCUGCUGAAGGUUGCGCGGGUUUCGAGGCCUACAGAGAUAAAUGAAGUGAGAAUACGCUUGACUUUGAUUCGCUCCUCUCAUUAUCUCUCAACGACGUUUUGAUUCCGGACACCUUUCACAAUCUUGACGUGGGUGAUGAAAGUGCAAUUUAUACCCAUUUGAGUUCGUUGACUUCCAUGACAGUUAAAAUAUCCAAGGUCUGGCAUGCCUACCCAAUUGGUUUUCCCAAGGGCUGACUAGACUCCAAACCUUAACCCUCCUUAGUUGUAAAGAACUCAUAAUAUUGUGGAAGAAUACUAUGGGACGCGAACUUUCUCCAUGGGCUCUGGGAUUUGAUGAUUACAUCAUGCCCCCAACUUAUUUCCUUAUUUGAAGAAGAGGAGGAUGGGCUACAACAUCAUGAGGAGGUCCUUAACAUAAUGAAGCUGCGUAUACACAGUUGCUGAAAAAGCUGCGGACAACCUCAAAUUUCUUCUGGAGCGUAGUGUUGGCAAUUCUCAAAUUUCUUCAGGAGGUUAGUAUCCAUUUGGCAUGGUAGUUCAACUAAUUUUAGGGAUCUUCAAAAUUUCCAAUGCAUUAGGGAAUUGGCCCUGUACUACAUAGUCUACAUGAACCACAGGAUAUUUGUCUUCAAUUACCGUGUUUUAGCCUUCAAUAUUUACUUUAGCGCUCUGGUAUACCCAAUCCAUUACUAUGUAGAAUUACCCUUUUACUAUGUUCUAAAAACUUCAUCUAGUCUACUAAAUGAAACCUAAGUUAUCCCA